Messenger RNA from Exophiala spinifera, 2025 nucleotides. RefSeq lists its product as uncharacterized. The coding region runs from base 1 to 2025 and encodes 674 amino acids. The transcript has 2 exons. NCBI's taxonomy places the organism in Eukaryota, Fungi, Ascomycota, Eurotiomycetes, Chaetothyriales, Herpotrichiellaceae. The record is from RefSeq and is a predicted model, not a curated record. Gene Ontology annotation, biological process: positive regulation of transcription by RNA polymerase II; negative regulation of transcription by RNA polymerase II. Gene Ontology annotation, cellular component: nucleus; transcription regulator complex.
AUGGCUCCCGGACACCCAGGCAUGUCUCAUGGCCAUCCUAUGGCAGGAAUGCAACAUCCUGGUGGUCAUAUGGGAGGUCAACCCGGCGGUAUGAUGCAAGGAAUGCAUCCAGGAGUAUCAGGUCCACAGGUUACCCAAGGCCCUAUGGUGUCCGGUAUGCCGCCAGGCGCAGGAACUCCGGCGCCCGGACCUAUGCACAAUAACAUGGCAAUGGCACAUCUGGGACCGCAACAGGCCAUGUUCCCUCAGCAUAACCCGCAGAUGAACUUUGGGCCGAUGCAGAUGACCCCCCAACACCAGCAGAUGCUGGCUCGGCAACGAAUGAUGCAACAGAUGCAGGCACAGCAACAGCAGCAGGGUAUGCCAAUGGCCAUACCCACUGGACCAGGCGGUUUUAACCAAGCACAACUGGCACAGAUGAAAAUGGGGAUGCACCCUCAGAUGCAAAUGCCGAUGAACCCAAAUAACCCUCAGAUGCAAAACUACCAACAGCAACAACAUCAGCAGCGGCUAAUGCAGGCUCAGCAAGCCCAGGCUCAAGCAGCACACCAUGCCGCACAACUAGCUGCCAACCAAAGAGCAGCCGCUCAGCAAAUGUCAAUGUCUCGGUCUCAAGAACAGACAACACAACCUCCUCAAUCCCAACCAACACCGGCUCCUCAGCCACCAGCGCCACAACAAGCGCCACCAACAUCACAACCUCAACAACAGCAACCUCCACAACCCAAACCUCAACCACCUCAGCAACAAACGCCCACAACCCAGGCACAGAGCCAGCCUAAUCAACCAGCAAAGACCACAGAACCUGAAGAAGAACAACCUCAGAUUAAACAACAGCCCGAUUUGCCUGCCGCGAUGAUGAUGAACGAUCUACCGAAGCAGGACAUUCUCGGUGGCCAGUGUAUUCUACAGCUGAUCAUGUAUCAAGACACGCUGGCCAAUCCGGACCGACCUAACGACUUGGAUUACUGGGAGCAGACGAUAUCACGAUACUUUUCGCCGUUGGGCUCGAUGAGGCAACAGCUGUUCAGCAACAAGAAUGGGAUCGACAAGUCGUUCCAGCUACAAUUUCCCAGUCUUGCGCGUUACUACCAUACACACUUUGCAAGCGGGGUGAAACAAAUUCUGUUACAAUCCUUCGACCACAAUCAGAACAAACUUCCGAAUGGAGGUGUUCACAUUUGGAGUACGAAUGCAAGCUUGACUUAUGUUUUUGGUAGCGAUAUUCGAGUCUCUACGACGGGACAAUUGCGAGUGAUAUUUGACGAGUUUCAAAAAAUCGAGCAUUUCAACAUUAGUACAUCUGGUUGGCAAGAAUACAUUCCUCGAAGUUCUCUCACGCAGCCGGCGUCGCCAGAAGAAACCAAAAGCAGUCCCAAGAUCAACAAGAAUCUCAAACGAGCCCAAGGGAAGGCUAACGCUCCAGCUCAGCUGAUAAUUCCGAGUUCAGGGGUGGGUGAAUGGGGUGUGCCAAGUCACAUCUUUCAGUUCCUAGAGAUCGCUGAAGUUAUGACAGCAAUGGGACCCCUCAUGGAAUACUUCCACAGCCAUCCGGGGAUCGGCCCGAGAGAUUCGUUAUUACGAGUGACCCAAGAGAAUGCACAGAACAUGGCUCAGAUGAACAAUGCACGACUACAAAAUCAAAUGGCGAGAGCGGCCAAUGGCCAAGUGCCCUUCGGUAAUCAAAUGAAUGGCCCGACCAUGAUGAACUCACCAGCAAUGAGUCAUCUUGGAAUACCACAAGCUCAAGGCUCUCCCAUGAUGGGAGGUCCUGUACAUACACCUAGUCCGGCACAGAAUGCAGCGACCGGAGGGGUUGCGAUGAUGCAUCAAAUGAGCGCUCAGGGAUCGAAUCUGAGCGGCAGUCAAGGCCCAAGCACCAAUACCAGCCCGAAUGUUUCCAACAAAAGGAGACGAGCGAGUGCGGUGAAGGUCGAGGAUGAUAAUGCCGGGCAAGAACAAAGCGGAGCCAACAAGGUGAAGCCAAGUCCUAAAAUCGGCGGGAAGAGGCAGAAGGCAGGGUGA